Molecule: messenger RNA, 1473 nt
Organism: Clonostachys solani
Lineage: Eukaryota; Fungi; Ascomycota; Sordariomycetes; Hypocreales; Bionectriaceae
Source: the annotation of a GenBank genome assembly
AUGAGCGGGAAAGCUUUAGACCCGAAGAGUUUCACAAAACUCUACCUCAACGGCCAGUACGUAUCUGCUCAGUCCACAGAUACGUACACUCUCAAGAAUCCAAAGGAUAAUUCGGUCGUCACAUCAGAAGUUCCCAUCGCUGGGGCAGAAGAUGUCGACGCCGCAGUUAAAUUUGCCGAGGAUGCUUUCAGGGGGCCUUGGAGCAAGUUUACCGCCAUCCAGAGAACCGAGUGCAUGCUGAAGCUCGUAUCAAUCCUCGACGAGGAGCUCGCUCCGAUUCUCACUUUGGAUUCCCUCACCUCUGGAAUCCCGGUUUCUCUGGCUCCAGUUCGUGAGACCAACUACAUCAGGAACUGUCUCAUCUACUAUGCUGGGUGGACAGACAAGCAAAAGGGCGACUACUUCCCCGCUGAUGAUGGAUUUGUAAAAUUCGUUCGCCAUGAGCCGUUGGGAGUCUGUGCAGCGGUUAAUCCAUUCAAUGCGCCCAUAGCAACCUUCUUUCUGAAGAGCGCUCCAGCACUGGCAACAGGCAACGUCAUCAUCAUCAAACCUAGCGAAAAAACACCCCUAGGUUCUUUAGCUGUUGCGAGCCUUUUUGAAAAGGCCGGGUUCCCUCCAGGUGUGGUACAAGUCAUCACCGGCCCAGGCUCGACUGGUGCACUCCUAGCUGAGCACAUGAAAAUCCGCAAGAUUAGCUUCACUGGCUCUGUAAGUACAGGGCGAAAAAUCCAAGAGAUGGCUGCGAGAAGCAAUCUAAAGCGGGUUACCUUGGAGCUUGGCGGUAAGAGUCCAGCGGUAGUAUUCGAUGACGCAAAUCUGGAUAACGCCGUCACCUGGACUGUGAAUGGAAUCAUAACACGAAGUGGGCAGCUUUGUGUUGCUGCAUCAAGGGUCUACAUUCAAGAGGGAAUUGCUGAAAGGUUCAUCAAGCUCUAUGUGGAGAAGAUGAAGGCUGCGGCGGAUGACCUAGGCGAUCCCCAGGACCCUUCAGUCAAGCUUGGUCCGCUAGUUGAUGAAGGCCAUCUCGAACGCGUUCGCGCAAUAGUAGAGCGAGGUAUAUCGGAGUCCGAGUCUGAGUUGCUCGUUGGGGGUGCGAGGCAUGGGGAGAGCGGUUGCUUUAUGCAGCCCACCGUGUUCCUCAAUCCCAAGAACGAUGCUGAAGUCUAUAAAGAGGAAAUCUUUGGGCCGGUCAGCAUCAUCAAAACGUUCAAGGACGAGGAUGAGGUCGUCAGGCUGUCUAAUGACUCCGAAUUCGGACUUAUGGCUGGCAUUUUCACAAAGGAUAUUACCCGAGCCCUCCGUGUGUCGGCCAACAUUGAAUCUGGUGUGGUGGGAAUUAACUGCGUCAGUGUGCAAAACAUUCAAGUGCCAUUUGGAGGUAAGAAACAGAGUGGGAUCGGGAGAGAAUUUGGAGAGUAUGCUUUGAGGCUCUUUACGGAGCCAAAAACGGUGCUUAUCAACAUGAAUGCCUAG